Molecule: messenger RNA, 585 nt
Organism: Cotesia congregata
Lineage: Eukaryota; Metazoa; Arthropoda; Insecta; Hymenoptera; Braconidae
Source: the annotation of a GenBank genome assembly
CUAGGAAAAUUUGUAAACCACAAAGGACGCAAUCGUCAUUUCACUAAUCCUGAAGAAUUGGAAGAGCAACGGCGUCAAGACGAGGCACGAAAAAAGUGGAGACAAAACAAAGAGCACAGUGAUGAAUCUAGUGAUGACGACGAGGAUCCUAAAGCCAGCAGCGCUACAUCGAAAAAUCCUGAUGCUUCGUCCGAAGACAGUGACAGUGAAUCCGAUGGUGAUUCAGAGGGCGAAGGAAAAGCUAAAGGAGUGGAAAAUUUAAUUGAAGUGGAAAAUCCAAAUAGGGUACAAAAGAAAACCAAAAAAUUAUCAAAACUAAAUGAGACACUAGGUGAAUCUACAAAGCCCGAACUCUCACGAAGAGAGAGGGAACAAAUAGAAAAACAGCGGGCAUAUGCAAAUUAUCAAAAGCUACAUGCUGCAGGUAAAACUGAUGAAGCACGGGCUGAUUUAGCACGUUUAGCCAUAAUUAAACAACAAAGAGAAGAUGCCGCAAAACGAAGAGAAGAUGAGAAAAAGCAAAAGGAGUUAGCAGCCCAAAAGAAAACCGAUUUGACGCAAAAAGCACUGGGAAAACGAUCUUAA